CCUUUACCUUACCUCACCUUACGGAGUUCCCGUACUACGUACAGAUACACUCCCAUAGUACCAACAGGCUACCCGGUCUUCAGAACAGACCACACGCUAAGGUGCCGACCGAACAAGAACCAAACAUCGGAAAGUGUGAGCCUCACCUUUUCUUGCCCGGGCCACAGAUCGCACCACACACUGCACACUGCACCGACACCGCAUAUCCGUCGCAUCUGGCCGUUUGGGACAAAACCUCGCCGGUCCAUUCUCACACCCCCAGAUCAACUUCCACCUCUUCCCGCGACACGUUAUCUCCAUCAGGUGCAUCACCUCUCUUUCGCGACUCCCGCCUUGGCAGCCACGCCCCACCAAGAGAUCGUCCUCUCUUCAGCCUUGUGCGUGUGUGUGUGCCGGCACGUUGAUGCACUCCGCCGCGAUAUAAAGAAGCCCAGAGGCGUGGAUCGUGCUGUCCCACUUGGCACCUUCGAUUUGAAUUCGAAUUCGAAUUCUCAUACCCCUCGCGCCUUCUCACUGAUGCCAAGCUGAGGUACGGAUCGUCAAAGACAUGCUCUGAUUCGAGGCCAACCAAACAAUCCACCUACCAACUCUCUUCUUGCCGAUCCCUCAGCUUCUUCCACAGUCGACCGGCCAGCUGCGUCUCCAAGUGCUUCGCAAUAUUCUCUCGCGCGACAACUCCAACCGACCGUGCACCUGCAACUAUCGGCCGCUCCGGAUCGCAUAUCGACACAUCUACAAAAUACUACUCCAGGAACACCAUACACUCUGGCAGCAACAUGUCUCUUCCCCUGAGCUCUGAAGAUGAGGAUAACUACACCGCCAUCAUAGAUGGCAUCCUUGCGACCGCGGACUUGACGACCAUCACUCGCAAGAAGAUCCGUUUGGGCCUGGAGAAAGCUCUUGGCGGGAAGGACCUGACUGCUCAGAAGGAUGCCAUCAAGGCGCUGAUAGAAGAGCGCUUCGACGCCAUCUCGGGCUCCAACGACGCAGCCCCCGACUCGUACUCCGCAAGUCCCGCCCCGAAGCGCGAAGCCAACGGCCACGACGAUGAUAUUGAUGGCGAGAUUGAGGUGUCCGUCGCGCCUGUCCGGAAGAGGCAGAAGCGCGAGGACUCGUCUGAAGACGCCGACGCCAAGCUCGCUGCCAAGCUACAAGCUCAGGAAAACCAAAUGGCAAGAGGAAGGACAACUCGCGGCGGCAAUGGCGCAAGCAGUAAGGGUAGCAAAGCGGCCAAGAAGAAGAAGGCGCCCCGCAAGAAGAGCGACAAGAAGAUUGACGACAGCGACGUCGAGGACAGCGGCGAAGCGCCGAAACGCAAGGCUGGUGGUGGAUUCCAAAAGCCCUUCAACUUGAGUGAGCCGUUGUCAGAGUUGCUUGGCGAACCUCAGCUCUCUCGCCCACAGGUUGUCAAGAAGCUCUGGGAACACAUCAAGGGCAACGACCUACAGGAUCCGGAAAACAAGAGACAAAUCAUUUGCGACGACAAGAUGCACGCCAUUUUCAAGCAAUCCAAGGUGGAUAUGUUCCAAAUGAACAAGAUGAUCGGGGCCCAUCUUUACCCGGUCGAAGAGCAGUGAGAGCAUACUUAGGGAGGGACGUGGUCCAAGGAUGAAAAUAACACGGACAAGCGGUGCGAUUUAAAGCAAUGGCGUCUUUCUGGUUUGGGACGGGCAAUCAGAACUUUCCGGGCGGUUUGGUUGGGCAUCCGGGUACAGGCAGCAAAUGGAUGGCGAAUCGCGAAGUGCCUUAUCGUGUGGUCGUUGGAGGAGGAUAUCAGUAGAGGGUGGGUUCGUUGUCGACAUGGCAUCUUUACAUACGUAGUAUCUGGCCAUGCCGGCUGUUGCAGCCACAGCUGCGACUGCAGGCUUUACGCUACCUGAGGUAGAGAAUCUGGGCUAGCUCGGCCUUUGGAAUCGGUCGAGACUAGUCUCGAUUGAAAUACACUCUAUUAAGAUACUGGUUUAGUCCUCUGCCGCUCCAGUGACGCAACAUAAGGUAUUUUGGGGGUCAAGAUGCAAGGCCACAGGCAUCAAAUGAGAGAGAAAUUGGCACCGCGCAACAAUGCUUCAGCUACAGCACAGAAACGAUGAUUACAGAUGAGUCAUUUUGUAUGCAACUCAGAUUGGGGUAGCUGAGGUAAGGCAGAGUUCGAUUUCAAAUCGAGAUAUCUGGC
Colletotrichum scovillei is the source of this 2173-nucleotide messenger RNA. Its product is annotated as DEK C terminal domain-containing protein. NCBI's taxonomy places the organism in Eukaryota, Fungi, Ascomycota, Sordariomycetes, Glomerellales, Glomerellaceae. The record is from RefSeq and is a predicted model, not a curated record. The transcript is spliced from 4 exons. Gene Ontology annotation, cellular component: nucleus; RNA polymerase I upstream activating factor complex. Bases 777 to 1577 code for a protein of 266 amino acids. Gene Ontology annotation, molecular function: RNA polymerase I cis-regulatory region sequence-specific DNA binding. Gene Ontology annotation, biological process: nucleolar large rRNA transcription by RNA polymerase I; transcription initiation at RNA polymerase I promoter.